Molecule: messenger RNA, 2673 nt
Organism: Sander lucioperca (pikeperch)
Lineage: Eukaryota; Metazoa; Chordata; Actinopteri; Perciformes; Percidae
Exons: 2
Coding region: 22-2385 (787 amino acids)
Source: RefSeq, a predicted model, not a curated record
CAUGAUGAAACGGUUCCUUGUAUGUUUGUAGGAUGCACAUUUAAAACUAAUGUUUAUAGUACAUUCAACACACACAAAAACAGGAAACAUAACCAACAUUCAUUGAAAGAUUUUAAAGCCAAUGUCAUCAGUACAAGUCAGUUGCGUCAAUCAAUCAAUUGUGCAGAUGGGCCUACAGAGUCUGUGGAUGCAGAUAAUGAAAAUGAAACAUUAAGUUGUGGUGAUGCUGCAGAAUUGUACAGGCCAAAUUGUAUUGAUGAGAAAAUUGGUUGCAUUUUAUUGAAGUUGGAAAAUAUUGUACACAUUCCAAAGGCGGUUAUUGAUGAGGUUCUUUCUGAACUUCACUACAUUUUAAGUACAGCAUCUUUGCCUGUCACAAAAUCUAUUGUUUCUGAUGUAUUCCAGAGUCAUAAAUUACAAGUUGAAGAGUCAGUAGUGGAUGAGGUUUCCACUGUUCUAUGCAAAUCCAAUCCAUUGGGCAUAGCUAUUGCAAAGGAUGGCCCUCUUGCUACUGCGUAUAAACGUGCACAGUACUAUACCUCUCAUUUUGGUGUUUUAGAGCCAAUUGAGCACAUAUUAGAUGCCCAGAGGAAUAGGACAUUUCAAUACAUCCCUAUAUUACAAUCUUUGCAGCAUUUGCUCGCUCAUAAAGCUGUCCUUGAACACCUUAAAACUCAACAAAACCAGCUAUUAUCUGUUCACCAAGAGUACAGAACCAUAAGAGAUGGUGAGUACUAUAAACAAAAUCAUUUUCUGUCGGCUGAAGGUUUGAGAAUAGCAGUCAAUCUUUAUGUGGAUGAUUUUGAGAUUUGUAACCCUCUCGGGACAUCUCGAAAGAAACACAAACUCUGUGGUGUCUACUGGGUUUUAGGUAAUUUGCCACCAGGUUCCCAUUCAACACUAACCUCAAUCUAUUUGGCUGUUCUAUGCAAAUCAGAUGAUGUCAAGGCCUAUGGCUAUGAAAAAGUUUUAGAGCCUCUCUUGCAAGAUUUGGGUACAUUAGAACAGCAUGGUGUCUUUAUUUCUCAGCUUGGUCAGUUUGUCAAAGGUACUGUUCAGUGUGUAAGCGCUGACAAUCUUGGAGCCCAUGGAAUAGGUGGAUUUGUUGAGAGUUUUUCUGGUGGGUCCAUAUGCAGGUUUUGUACUGGAGACAAAUCGGAGUUUCAGACUAAAGAUGUCAAAUCAGGUGCUUUCAAACUCAGAACCCGAGACCUCCAUGAUGUUCAUGUCCAGUCUGCUCAGAAAAAUGCAACUAUUUGCUGUGGUGUCAAAAAACAGUGUGUUUUAACAGACCACCUUUCCCAUUUUCAUGUAAGCACUGGCUAUCCUCCCGAUAUUGUGCACGACCUCUUUGAGGGUGUUGUUCCAGUCGAACUAGCACGCUGUAUCAGUUUAUUGAUUUCCAAAAAAUACUUCACUCUUGAGGGCCUUAACAAAUUGAUCCAGACAUUUCCAUACAAAUGGGGGGACAAAACCAAUCGCCCCCAUCCAGUAUCACGCUUUUUCAAAACUAGCAACACUAUAGGUGGCAACGCACAUGAAAAUUGGGCCUUGCUCAGAUUUCUUCCCUUGCUGAUUGGACACAUUUUGCCAGAAGGUGAGCCAGCAUGGCAGGUAAUUAUAGAUCUUAAGGACAUAGUUGAGUUGAUUGUGGCUCCUGUUCAUACAGAGGAGACUGUUGCAUAUCUUGAGGCCAGAAUCUAUGAUCACAGACAGCGCUAUAUUGAACUCUUUCCACACAUUAAGCUCCUACCAAAACAUCACUAUUUGGAGCACUAUCCACAAAUGAUUCGUUGCUUUGGACCUCUAAUUGCUCUGUGGACUAUGAGAUUUGAGGCUAAACAUAGCUUCUUCAAGCAGGUCGCACGUCAUACGAAUUGCUUUAAGAAUAUAACUCGUUCACUAGCUAUUAAACACCAGUUCAUGCUUGCUUACCACACACAUUCUUCCAGUCUCAAGAAGUCACCAUUAGAGGUCACAGAUGUCUCAAUCAUGCCUGUUGAUGUCCUUAGUGAAGGAGUAGUGUCUGCUCUGAACCAGAGAUACCCAGAUGUGACUGAAGUUCAUAUAGCAAAAAAUGUGUCUUGCAGUGGUAUACAUUACAGCGAGGGGAUGCUUAUUGUAAACGGAUCUGUAGCUGGACUGCCUAAAUUUAAUAAGAUCAUUCAAUUGUGUGUUCUGAAGGAGAAGUUGUGUUUUCUAGUGAAAGAUGUAUGUGCUUGGUAUAGGGAGCAUUAUGGGGGUUUUGAGCUGUCUGCAUCACCCACUAGAGAGGUUGCCCUAAUUGAACUUGAGGACUUGGUGGACCCUUAUCCCCUUGUGGAAUACAUGGUUCGGGGUUUGCGUAUGGUAAUGUUGAAAAGAUUCAUCAUCGUUAAAGAUUAAAGGUGUUGCAAAAUGGCAAGUCCGGCUGUCCUGCGGAUCAUUUUUGGUGACGCGUCUGACUCUAGAAAACUGCACCUUCCUUCUGGAAUUCCGGCAUCAGUGGAAGAGCUACAUGUGCUAAUAAAGACAUUUUUUCAAUUGAAAGAGGAGUUCCGGAUGCAAUACAUGGAUUCUGAUUUUAAUGAGUUCAUGAACCUAACUUCAGUUUUUGACAUUCAAAACAAAAGCACACUGAAAAUAAUCUGUAAUCCUAUCUUGUCACCUGUGGAGCCCUGCAUCACUUUGUAC